ACUAACAGUAUUUUUUAUCGCAAACAUAAUAUACCUUGAUAUACAUAUCAUUUUUUUAUCAUUUUGUGUUGGACAUUCAUAGUAGGUAGUGUCACAAUGGAUAAAGUUAUUUACCUGUUUUUGGCUUUUGCGUUUGCAGGCAUCAACGCAGUGCCAGUUGACAGGCCCUCAGGGCGGAUUAGCAACGGCGUGGUCGCAGGAAAUGCAGUGGCCUUCCCAUAUGCGGUUUCCAUCCAAUUGGCUACUGCCGCCAAUUUGUUAUUGGACACCCGAGGUCAUAUGUGUGGGGGCGUCCUGAUCACACUGCAACAUGUCUUAACAGCUGGAAGUUGUACUUAUACUUGGGGUACUGGAAACACUAUGAUCCCCAUAGUGGCCAAUCAGUAUCGAGUAUUUGCCGGCGCGUCCAUGUUAACCAAUGACACCACAAACCACGUCAGAGCCGUCGUCAAUUACACCUUGCAUCCGGAGCAUCUGCCAGUGCCUGCGCAUCUCAAUGACAUAGCUGUUAUGACCCUCAUCAGUCCAUUCGGUGCGUCGUUUGUUACCCCGUUGUCACUGCCAUCUAACGACUUUUACCCUUCAGACGAGACUCGGUGUACUGUUGCUGGGUGGGGAGCGCCAAGUUACUCCGCGACUCAAAUGUCAAGCCAGUUGCGGUAUAUGACGAAAUACAUCUACAAUCAAGACCUAUGUAGAAGUCUGUACAAUUCUGCUGCAGGCAUUACCAACCUGUUGAGUUCUAUGGUGUGUGCAGCGUCAUACGACAUCAUAUCAUCUGGUUGUUACGGAGACGAAGGCAACGCUUUAGUAUGUGGUAAUACGCUGACUGGAAUAUCCUUCUUGAACGGUGACUGCCAAGUCACUUCUUAUCCUGAGUUGUACACCAGGGUGUCAAACUACACCACUUGGAUCAGAAGCGUUACAGGUUCAGCAUCCGUCAUCAAACCUGGACUUUUUGCUUUGGCUUUGUUCACAAUUGUUCAUGCAGCUGUCCAAAAAGUUUUUGCAUAAAAAAUAAGUUGCAAAGUAUUGCAUAUUUUAUAGUAGUAUAAAAAAUGCAAUUCUUUAUAGUAAUUUGAUUUGUUUGUACGAAUAUGUGUAAGAAUAUGUUUUACAUAUCAUAUACAUAUAGGUAUGUGAACAAGUAAAUUAAAAGUAUUUUUAUGCUAAUUAAAAUACUUUUAAUUUAGAGGUUUUUUUAACAUUUUAAUGAUAUUUUUUGUUUCAAUAAUUGUUGAUCGUGUUAUUUUUGCUAUAUCAUACAAGAAACAUUCUACCUAUUAUGACACUUCUCAUUAGGAUUUUCAUUAAGCGGCUGAAUGUCACGUAUAAUUAUUUACAAAGAUGCGAAGGAAUAAUUAUUAUAGUGACUGAUAUUUUGUUCGAUCGUGAUACAUCUUUGAGUGUGUCUAUAUGUUAUCUAGUUUAGGUCAUACAUAAGUGACAAAAUUACUGCACGCAAUGUUGAAAUAACGACGUCUUUAAUUUACUUAAUAAAAAUAAUAAUCACGAAACUAUCAAAAACAGACUCAGAUUUUUUAAUAUAGUUAAAAUUUUUGUUAAGUACAAACAUAGACGCCUAUAAGUAAACACGAUGAUAAUUUAGAUUUUAUUUGUAAGGUUUAUUUCAUUUGUUGAAAUAAAAUCUCUUACAUACAUUGUACAUACAUAAGAGUAUAUUUAGCCUGUCUUAAAAUUAAAUGUAUUUUCUACAA
This is a messenger RNA of Plodia interpunctella (Indianmeal moth), 1718 nucleotides long. RefSeq names its product granzyme M-like. The transcript is spliced from 7 exons. Gene Ontology annotation, molecular function: serine-type endopeptidase activity. Gene Ontology annotation, biological process: proteolysis. The coding region runs from base 97 to 1014 and encodes 305 amino acids. Lineage: Eukaryota; Metazoa; Arthropoda; Insecta; Lepidoptera; Pyralidae. The record is from RefSeq and is a predicted model, not a curated record.